CUGUUAGCAGAGCUCGAAGUAUGACAGCCACCAUGGACAAUACAAAACACACAACUUACACAGACAGCACUACAAAACAAGACAGACAAGCGAAAAAAUAUGAAAGUAUUGCAAUUGCAAAUCCCAAGAAAAAAAGUGGUGUGAAAGUGAUUGUGAAUAAUCGAGUUCUAGGAAUAUAAAAUGAAAUCUCUUGUAAAGUAUGUCAGCAUAAGAAAUUGUCUUAUUCUAAGAAGAUAUGUAUUUGGUACAUUAACCCAUUAUUCAUCUAAUCCUGUUGAUUUUCCUGAUAUGGGUCCUCCAAUACCGGUUUACAAGAAAAAGGCAAACGAAUCAAUUGAAAAGAUGAAGGCAAGAUUGCUGUACCAAAGUAGAAAACGAGGAAUGACUGAAAACGGGUUAAUCUUGAGUAACUUUGCUGCAAAGCAUUUAAAUUCCUUUACGAAACAGCAACUUGAUGAGUUUGAUGUUCUCAUUAACAAGCCUUCAAAUGACUGGGAUAUUUUUUAUUGGAUAAUGGAGAAAGACGUAACUCCAGAUGAGUACAACACUGAAGUAAUGAACAUGCUGAAGAAAUUUACUAGAAACGAGAAAAUGGAAUUAAGAUAUUGUCAACCAGAUUUGCAGUUUGAAAAUAAAUAAGCUGUGCAUGUGUUUUUGUAAUAUUAAUGCUUCUUUCGUGUGUAAAACCUGAAUUCGAAAUGUAAAAUAAAUGUAUCAUAACUUAUUUUUGUAUUUUUGUUUUAAAUAUUGUAAGUUUGUUGUUGAA
Hydractinia symbiolongicarpus is the source of this 766-nucleotide messenger RNA. Its product is annotated as succinate dehydrogenase assembly factor 2, mitochondrial-like. The coding region runs from base 181 to 639 and encodes 152 amino acids. The record is from RefSeq and is a predicted model, not a curated record. Gene Ontology annotation, biological process: mitochondrial respiratory chain complex II assembly; mitochondrial electron transport, succinate to ubiquinone; tricarboxylic acid cycle. NCBI's taxonomy places the organism in Eukaryota, Metazoa, Cnidaria, Hydrozoa, Anthoathecata, Hydractiniidae. The transcript is spliced from 2 exons. Gene Ontology annotation, cellular component: mitochondrion.